Molecule: messenger RNA, 1380 nt
Organism: Iphiclides podalirius (scarce swallowtail)
Lineage: Eukaryota; Metazoa; Arthropoda; Insecta; Lepidoptera; Papilionidae
Source: the annotation of a GenBank genome assembly
AUGACGACUCCAGGAGGAUCGCAACCUUCAGCAGCAGUGCAAGAGUUUAAGAUACGAGUGCCCAAGAAUAUUAAAAAGAAAUACCAUGUGAUGCGGUUUAAUGCAACACUAAAUGUGGACUUUGCAAAAUGGACGCAUGUGAAAAUGGAACGAGAAAACAAUAUAAAGGAAUUCAAGGGGAUUGAAGAGGAAAUGCCAAAGUUCGGUGCAGGCUCGGAGUAUGGAAGAGAUAUGCGUGAAGAGGCGCGACGGAAAAAGUUCGGCAUCAUAUCGCGGAAAUAUAAACCUGAAGACCAGCCUUGGAUUCUCAAAGUUGGCGGCAAGACUGGUAACAAAUCUGUUUUCAGGUUCAAGGGCAUCCGUGAGGGUGGGGUUUCGGAGAAUGCGGCGUAUUACGUGUUCACGCACGCGGCAGAUGGCGCUAUCGAUGCUUACCCCUUACAGGAGUGGUACUAUUUCCAGCCGAUACAAAGGUACAAGGCACUGUCGGCUGAAGAAGCGGAGCAUGAAUUUGGAAAACGCAACAAAGUGAUCGACUACUAUUCGCUGAUGUUGCGGAAGCGGAUGCGCGGCGAGGAGGGCCUCGAUGAUGCAGAGGACCCCGACGAGAAGAAGCCCAAGGGCUCCAAGGCCAAGAAGGACCUGAAGAUCUCGGAUAUGGACGAGUGGAUCGACUCCGACGACGACUCUUCAGACUCGGAGCCCGCAGAGAAGGACAACGAUAGCGACUCCGGCGCAAAGAAGAAAAAGGACAAGAAAGCGGCCGCGAAUAAGAACAAGAAGAAGAAGAAAGUGGAAGAUGAGGCUUUCGAGGAGAGCGACGAUGGUGACGAGGAAGGCCGCGAAAGGGACUACGUAUCUGACUCCUCCGAGAGCGACUCGGACCACGAGACGAAGGCCAAUAAAGAGCUGAAAGGCGUCGCCGAAGAGGACGCGCUCAGGAAACUGUUGACCUCCGACGAGGAUUCUGAGGAGGAACAAGAGCAGAAACAGGAGUCCGAGCAGGAGGACGAGCCGACUAAGGAGGGAGAGGAGCGCGCCAGCAAGCUCACCAAGAAGAGCAAGAAGAAGCCAGAGGACGGCAAGAAAGAUUCCAGCAGUGAGUUCAGCUCGGAUUCGGACUCGGACCCUGAGGCCGGCGCCAAGAAGCCGAAGAAGUCCAAGAACAGCGCCGACAAGGCCGCCGCAGCCAACUCCUCAGCGCCCGGUUCGGCGAGCACCUCCCGCGCGGGCACCCCGCAGCCGGGCGCGUCGGGCGCGGCGGCCGCGGUGGCGGCGGCCAACGCGGCCAACAGCCAGCCGCCCACCAAGCGGCCCAAGCUGGACCCCGCUUACAUGUUAGUGGCACGCCCCCUCAACCAUCUUUAUCCGUAUUCCCUC